Messenger RNA from Epithele typhae, 744 nucleotides. RefSeq lists its product as uncharacterized. NCBI's taxonomy places the organism in Eukaryota, Fungi, Basidiomycota, Agaricomycetes, Polyporales, Epitheliaceae. Bases 1 to 744 code for a protein of 247 amino acids. The transcript is spliced from 4 exons. The record is from RefSeq and is a predicted model, not a curated record.
AUGGCCGAUUCAGCAAGCGCUCCACCGGAAUCUGGCGCGCCGGGACGUGGGCGCGGGCGCGGUCGAGGCAAGUCGCGCGGUGGACUCGGCAAGUACCUGCGUGCGCGGGGUCGUGGACGAGGACGCGGGCGGCCUGCAGAGUUUCAGAAGCGCCUCGUCCUCGAAGGCGAGGAGGAGGUCGAGCUAAAUGAGGAAGAGCAACAGGAGACGGCGCGGGAGAUGGCACAAAAGUAUGGACGGCGGCAGCUUGGCACUAACGUGGACCGCUAUGCUGAACCCGAGCCCGAGCUAGACUCUGACGGUGAAGCCAUCGUCGAGCCCGAAGUCGACCUGUCUGCGCUCCUUGAACGACAGAAACUCUCGGAUUCCGCGCCGACUGUAGAACCUCGUCCAGAAGAAGACGAGGACGACAUAGACGAAAACGCGGCGCGAAUCCUCGGCAUAGGAAAGCCUGCCUCUGGCACCAAGAAAGGUCGCGUGCAGCAGAUAGAAUGGGAUGCGGAACUUGAGGAGAUGAGUCAGGAGAAGGCGGCGGCAGAGGCGGCUCGAGAUCUCAAAGCGCGUUUCAAAGCACAAACCGCGAGGCAGCGCGCGCGUCCUCCGACCCGGGGUGCGGUAUUAUCAGGCCGGGCGAAACCAGAGCGAGGUCUCGCGGAAGCACCACCGCUUCCGUCAGAUCAUCCCGAGCCCAAGAAGAGCGAAAAGGAAGAGAUGCAAGACUUCUUGGACGACCUUAUUGGGUGA